GCCUCCAGAAUUCUCUGGUGCGACCCCGCCAAUUCCUUCGCGAUACCUCUCAACUUCUCUCUCGCUAGUCCCUUCCGCCACCUUCUCCUUCCCUUCCUUCCCAAAACAAGUAAUUAGAAGCUCCCUCGUGAACCAUACAAACCAAAUCCCUUUAUAAAAGCUCAACCUCCUUCGCUCGCACACCAUAAACUCAUCACAGAAGAAAAGAAAAGCUAGCAUUACAAAUUCCCAGCAGCUGAAAUAAUCUCUCAAAAGCAUCCUACUCUUUGUUUCAACCUCUCUGUUUUAUCUUCCCAAUUUUUAUUCUACAAACACAUCAUUUUUUGUAGUUUCCUUCUAAAUUUUUGCCGUCAAUGGCUUCAUCCACCAAGACUCAAGGCAAGGCCAUUGGCAUCGACCUCGGCACCACCUACAGCUGCGUGGGUGUGUGGCAAAACGACCGAGUCGAGAUCAUUGCAAACGAUCAAGGCAACAGGACUACUCCUUCCUACGUUGCUUUCACUGACACCGAGCGCUUGAUCGGCGAUGCAGCCAAGAACCAGGUCGCCAUGAACCCACGGAACACUGUUUUCGACGCCAAGAGACUUAUCGGUAGGCGAUUUUCCGACCCUUCAGUACAGAGCGACAUGAAGUUGUGGCCCUUCAAAGUCAUUCCUGGACCUGCUGACAAGCCCAUGAUCGUGGUGAAUUACAAAGGAGAAGAGAAACAGUUUGCGGCCGAAGAGAUUUCCUCCAUGGUUCUCACCAAGAUGAAGGAGAUCGCCGAGGCUUAUCUUGGUACUUCUAUUAAGAACGCUGUCAUCACUGUUCCUGCUUAUUUCAAUGACUCGCAGAGGCAGGCUACCAAGGACGCCGGAGCAAUUGCUGGGCUGAACGUGAUGAGAAUCAUCAACGAGCCCACUGCAGCUGCUAUUGCUUAUGGUCUUGACAAGAAGGCCUCCAGGUCAGGGGAAAAGAGCGUCCUCAUUUUCGAUCUCGGGGGUGGCACUUUCGAUGUUUCCUUGCUGACAAUCGAAGAAGGAAUCUUCGAAGUCAAGGCUACAGCCGGAGAUACCCAUCUCGGAGGUGAGGAUUUCGAUAAUCGGCUCGUCAAUCAUUUUGCAGCAGAGUUCAAGAGGAAGCACAAGAAGGAUAUCGGCGGAAAUGCCAGAGCUUUGAGACGGCUGAGGACUGCCUGCGAGAGAGCAAAGAGGACCCUGUCUUCCACCACACAGACCACCAUCGAAAUUGAUUCCCUCUACGAAGGAAUCGAUUUUUAUGCCACCAUUACCCGAGCAAGGUUUGAAGAAUUGAACAUGGAUUUGUUCAGGAAGUGUAUGGAACCAGUGGAAAAGUGUCUGAAGGACGCUAAGAUCGAUAAGAGUCAGGUCCAUGACAUUGUUCUGGUUGGUGGGUCGACCAGGAUUCCCAAAGUUCAACAACUUCUGCAGGAUUUCUUCAAUGGCAAGGAACUCUGCAAGAGCAUAAACCCCGAUGAGGCCGUCGCUUAUGGGGCUGCAGUUCAAGCUGCAAUCUUGAGCGGUGAAGGAGACCAGAAAGUCCAGGACCUGCUUCUUCUAGAUGUCACUCCUCUCAGCCUGGGCAUUGAAACAGCUGGAGGUGUCAUGACUGUUCUAAUUCCGAGAAACACUACGAUUCCCACCAAGAAAGAGCAAGUUUUUUCAACUUACUCUGAUAACCAGACAAGCGUGCUAAUUCAAGUUUAUGAAGGAGAGAGAGCCAGAACCAAAGACAACAAUCUUCUUGGAACGUUUGAGCUGAAGGGCAUCCCACCGGCACCAAGAGGUGUUCCUCAGAUCAAUGUUUGCUUCGACAUCGAUGCAAAUGGCAUCUUGAAUGUCACGGCUGAAGACAAGACUGCUGGAGUGAAGAACAAGAUAACUAUCACAAAUGACAAAGGUAGACUAAGCAAGGAUGAGAUUGAAAGGAUGGUACAAGAGGCGGAGAAGUACAAGGCCGAAGAUGAGCAAGUGAAGAAGAAAGUGGAAGCCAAAAACGCCUUGGAGAAUUAUGCUUACAAUAUGAGGACCACAAUCAAGGAUGAUAAUUUUGCUGGUAAAUUAGAUCCAGCAGAUAAACAGAAGAUUGAGAAGGCAAUCGAUGAGACAGUUGAUUGGGUGGAAAGGAACCAGUUAGCAGAAGUUGAUGAAUUUGAGGACAAGUUGAAGGAGUUGGAAGGUUUGUGCAAUCCAAUCAUUGCUAAAUUGUAUCAGGGUGGUGGUGCUGGUGCUGAGAUGCCUGGCGGCGGGCAUGGAAACGCUAGCUCUGGUGGUUCAGGGGCAGGGCCUAAGAUUGAAGAGGUUGAUUAAGGUUUUGGGCUUUUGGCCUUUUUGCUAUGUCUCAACUGAUGCUUUCGAGUGGGCUCUGGAUUAAUGCAUUUAGGAAUUAGAGUGUUGUGAAAGCUUUUGUAUUUUUGUUCUGCUUAUGUAUGUAUAUAUAUAUAUAUAUAAUGCUAAAUAACACUUUUUUGAAUCAAAUAUGGAUUGUUAUUCAUUU
This is a messenger RNA of Ziziphus jujuba (common jujube), 2496 nucleotides long. RefSeq names its product heat shock cognate 70 kDa protein. Lineage: Eukaryota; Viridiplantae; Streptophyta; Magnoliopsida; Rosales; Rhamnaceae. Gene Ontology annotation, cellular component: cytoplasm. Gene Ontology annotation, biological process: protein refolding; cellular response to unfolded protein. The record is from RefSeq and is a predicted model, not a curated record. Gene Ontology annotation, molecular function: ATP-dependent protein folding chaperone; ATP hydrolysis activity; misfolded protein binding. Bases 354 to 2309 code for a protein of 651 amino acids. The transcript has a single exon.